AUGACACAUCUUCACCAGGAAACACUCCAGAAGGCUAUCAAGGACGUUCUUGAGGGCGCCAAGACAAAGAAGCGCGGAUUCCUCGAGACAGUCGAUAUCCAGCUCAAGCUCAAGGGCUACAACGUUUCUAAGGAUAAGCGUUUCGUCGGCUCCAUCAAGCUCCCACACAUCAUCCGUCCAAACGUUCGCAUCGGUGUCCUUGGUAACAAGGUCCACUGCGAAGAAGCUCAGAAGCUCAACAUCCCAGCUUACGAUCUUCCAACACUUACAAACUUCAACAAGGAGAAGAAGGUCGUCAAGGCCUGGACAAAGCGCCACCACCUCUUCCUUGCUUCCCCAGAUGUUAUCGGUCAGGUCAACAAGGUCCUUGGUCAGGUUUACACACGUGCUAACAAGUUCCCAACAAACAUCAAGACAGAUACAGUCGCCAAGGUUGUUGAUGAAGUUAAGCGCACAGCUAACAUUCGUCUGAAGAAGUCCGUCGCUUUCGGUAUCCCAAUCGGCAACGUCAACAUGACAGAGCGCCAGGUUUUCGAAAACCUUACACUUUGCACAAACUACGUUGUCACACUUCUUAAGAAAGGCUGGCAAUCAAUCGGCUCCAUCGUCCUCAAGUCUACAAUGGGCAAGGCUCACCGUAUCUACUAA
Molecule: messenger RNA, 648 nt
Organism: Trichomonas vaginalis G3
Lineage: Eukaryota; Parabasalia; Trichomonadida; Trichomonadidae
Product: ribosomal protein L10a
Exons: 1
Coding region: 1-648 (215 amino acids)
Biological process (GO): translation
Cellular component (GO): large ribosomal subunit
Molecular function (GO): structural constituent of ribosome; RNA binding
Source: RefSeq, a predicted model, not a curated record